AAGGGGGGGGGGCACUCUGCGUCUCCGAGAGGUUUCGCUGUUUCAGCGCCGUGACUACUUCUUGACAGGAGGCUCUCAAUAGAUCUACGUCGUACACCUAUCCGGUGAAGCGAAUUAUGGCUUAACAUUGCCAUUUCAUGGAUAAUAUCAUAUCGGCCUAUUUGAGUAGGAAAAACGCUGACAAGAGCAUCGCCAUAUGUCGCUACUUCGAGGUCAUGUUAGCCAAAGUUGAAUAAGUGUGAUUGCUACAUGGUUAUAGCAAGGAGGUUAGCUUCAGUUAUUUAAUUGUAGCGGUUGUAAAUUGUCCUGAAUAUAUAUUUUUUUCUUGAGCUGAUAGUCUUCAGUCAGUCUUUAAUGACCAAGUAUAAUGUUGUAGCUUGUUUAACUCAGUAACGUUAGGUCCUGUUGAAAACAGAAUCUGUUUCACUCACACUGGGUAUAUACAGCUAGCUAGCCGGCUAGUAAGCUAAUCUUCCAUUACGUCCUCAUCUGACGUUAACGUUAGUGGGAAAUUAACCUAGGCAUUAACGUUAACCAACCACAUUUCUAACUGACACUAAACUGGCUAACUGACCUUUCAGUUUGUCUUCGCAUAUUUAACCCCAUAGUGGCGUUGUAAAAGGCUACAACCUCCAGAACAGGUAGCUAGUCCUCUAGCUAGCUCACUACAUGUCAAUUCGUUAAGGAUCUGUUGAUGUGUACACUAUUGGCUAGCUGUCUAGCUAACUUACGGGUGUAGCCGUAAAACUGGACAAAACGUUGGAUUUAGUAGGAUUUAAAGCGGGCUCAGCCGGAGCGCUGACACCCCAAAAGAAAAUGAAGAAGAGGAAGGAGCUCAAUGCUCUUAUUGGACUGAGUGGGGACAGCAAGAGGAAGAAGACAAAGAAAGGAUCCGGUCAUAGACUUCUGAGAACCGAGCCUCCAGAUUCGGAAUCCGAAACAAGUUCAGAUGAUGAUGACUUCAACAACCUCAGCGGUCUGAGUGCCUUUGGAAAAAGAAGUUACGCACAGUGUUGCAACGUCUGCUACCCGCUGUGCGUGUUUAUUAUCCUGGCUGCUUGCGUGAUUGCCUGUGCUGGAUUGAUAUGGAUGCAGAUAGCCCUGAAAGACGAUCUGGACAACUUGAAGGAGAAGAUUCAUACAAUGGAUUCCAGUCAAAAAAUGUCAUCUCACGAAAUUCCAAAGUUGAGUGAAGAUUUGAAGUCCAAACAGAAGAAGCUUGAGGAUCUGCAGAGUGGUGACAAGGGCUUGGAUAAACUGUGGUCCAAUCUCACAGAGAUCUACAAAAAGAUAAGUAUGCUGGACUCUGCCGUCAACCACCUGAAAGCAAACAUCAAGUCUGCAGCAGAUUUGAUUAGUCUUCCAACCACAGUUGAAGAGUUGCAAAAGAGUGUUGCAACGAUUGGGAGCACACUGACAAGCGUGCAGCAUGAUGUCAAAACGAUACAGACCAUUGUAGAGGACCAGAGGAAAGAAGUGGACAAUCAAAAGAAACUAAUGAAUGGCAGUGAUGGAAAAUCCAGUGCCAAACAGGAUUCCCUUUCAGAAAAAGGAGUAAACAGCAGCUUGUGUGGUGCUUUGAAACAGGAGAUGGUGUACCUCCAGCAGUGUUUCGGUGAAUUAAACGUCACUCAAACACUUCACCAGUCUUGGGCUGCCAAUAGGAUACACGGUCUGCAAUCCACUUUCUCAAAUCUGACCGGAAGAGUGUCUUCCCUGGAGUCGCAGUCGCCUUUCAUGCAAGUGAAGGCAGAUGAGUCCCUGGUGACAACGGACCAGGGUGGAACUAUUGAAGAUGACCAGAUGACCACAGCUGGUGGUGGCAGCAUCAGGGAUUUAGAACCACCCACUUCUGGAACCUCUGGCCCCUCUCAAUCAAACUCAAAGCCAAAGCCAACCAGGCGACCAAGAUUUCUCCGUCAAAAACGUUCUGAGAGAGGGGAGAAAAGCACUCUUCCAGGUAUAUUUUCUGUUGAAGGCCUCGAGACCUUCUUCCAGCACGUGGGCUUGAACCAUGACUCUCCCGGGGUGUCCUACAGGGACCUGCAGGAGUUCUUUGGUGCAGACACGCCAGCAACCCAUCUUCUCAAACCCUACGAUUUGAACGGGGACCACAGGUACUCUCUGGCUGAGCUGCGGGCCGCGGCAGCACUGUGAGGAAUGCCUUCCAAAGGAAGGAGUGGAGUGGGUGAGGGGUUUAAGUCAUGUCACUUGAUGCCUCACGUGAUUUUGCUGCAUUUUCCCCCUUUGUUUUUAUGAGUAUUGAAGUUGUUGACGUCUGGACCAUGGCACUCACUCAUCACACAGACACUCCUCGGCUGUAAGCCACGUGGAUCCCAUGGUCAACUUUUAUGGUUGAUGUGUUAAAAUUUUACUAUUUCAGAUAAGUUUACAAUGUCAGUUUUUACAACAAUAAAGGUGUUUUUUUUUUUUUUUUUUUUGUUGUCAAAAAUCUAAUAUUUUAUUUUAGACUUGCAAUGAAGUAAUUCUGAAGAUAUGAUGACGGUUUCCCAAUACUCCUAUGCACCUGGAAGAUACAUGAUCCAUGGAAUGUUGGGGAAUCGCUCUUCAUUUUUUACCUUAGAAAUAGACCAUUGAUGUAAGUACACAUACAUUUUCAAUUUUUGACAACAAAAACUAAAUACUGCACCUUUUUAAUGAAGGCAUAUUUUAUUUUAUGUUUUGGAAGUGUUUAAUUGUGUCUUAGUCAAAAUAAUUAUUUUCUUAAAUGCCAGUUAUUUCUUACACAAUUCACAUAACAGAUGGUAAACAUAUUUCCAGUCCAUCUUGUUUUCAUAUCACCAUACCAGACAGAAACAGAUCCAGACUUCCUUAAUUUAAUUUAGUCUUUUCAUUUGUAAACUCUGAAAACUACUGCUGUUUCUGAGAUGCUAAGGGCUAGAGGCACAAGUAUUUUCUUUGUUACUAGUUCAAGCUAAAAUUAAGUUAAUAAUAGGGGUGUGCAUACUGACUAUAUUUGAGUGUCCAACAGUGUCAACUAUUAUUUGCAAUUUUUCACUUCCCAUGAUCCUGUGCAUGUACAUAAUAUCUCAAUAGGGAUAUCAAUAUUCAAAUAGUUACGCUGUAAAUGGUUGUCUGGAUAUUUUAUUAUCUGUGCACACCCCUAAUAUAUAAACUUUUAAACUAUUUCCGUUAAGUUUCUGAUUAAAAUGAAAAUAUUCUGUCCAUUUCCCAAUUACAUUUUCUUACGGUAGUAUGAUCAUUUGCUGGAAUGAGUUUAUAACAGGUAGUGAGACAAACACUGAUCACAAUGUAUCCGAUUCUCAGUCAUUCUAUUGUGCACACAUGAGAAUGUGAUUGUAUUACACUUGAUCAUGCCAUUCACCUCGCCACAUCUUUCUGAAUGUGUAAAUAUGGUAGAAUUUAUGUACAAACAAAACUUGUUGUGGGGUAAUUUCUCCGUGGGUGGGAGGGAAGGGGAUACAGUUAUGUAUAAAAUACUAUAAACAUUGUAAAUUGUAACAAAUUAUCCUAAGCUUUGCAUGUUGCGUAUAAUGUAACAUGAAUAAAUGGCUACUUUAUAAUAAAGCACUUUGGAAUUAUCA
Molecule: messenger RNA, 3566 nt
Organism: Clupea harengus (Atlantic herring)
Lineage: Eukaryota; Metazoa; Chordata; Actinopteri; Clupeiformes; Clupeidae
Gene: efcab14
Product: EF-hand calcium binding domain 14
Source: RefSeq, a predicted model, not a curated record